AUGGGAGAAACAGAAGGCAGCCAAAACGAGAGCGGCCAGGCACUGAGUGGUAACGCCUCCGAGUUUGCCCCGUCGGGGACAGACGGUCGCCUCCAUCUCCUCCUCGUGGCCACAGGCUCCGUCGCUGCGAUCAAGAUUCCCAAUAUCAUCCAGGCUCUCGCCCCCCACACCCAUAGACUCUCAAUAAGACUCAUCCUGACGACUAAUGCCAAACAUUUCUUGGGGGGGCAAGCCAAGGAGCAGCCACACUAUACCUCCCUGGUCUCUUACCCGGGAGUGGAAGCCAUCUACGACGAUGCUUCGGAAUGGGGGCCAGAACCGUGGCGUCGCGGGGGUCCAGUCCUACACAUCGAGCUUCGGCGAUGGGCCGAUAUAAUGGUGAUUGCGCCCCUGUCCGCGAACAGCCUGGCCAAGCUUGUCAACGGGAUGAGUGAUAAUCUCGCACUUUCAGUGUGCCGCGCAUGGGAUACGGAUGGUCAGGUUGAUGGGCAGCGGAAACGUAUACUGGUUGCUCCUGCUAUGAACACCGCGAUGUGGCGUCAUCCUGUCACGGAGCGCCAUAUAAAAGUGUUGGAGGAAGACUGGGGAGUCAGGACGAACGAAGAAACGGGGGAGGAGACGGGCUGGAUCGAGGUCUUGCAACCGCAGGCGACCAAGAAGUUGGCAUGCGGUGAUCUGGGAAGCGGCGCCAUGAUGGAGUGGACAGAAAUCGUGAAGAUCAUCGAGGCCAGGUUAGGAUUGAGAAGGAGUCAGGGCACAGAGGGAUGA
Molecule: messenger RNA, 768 nt
Organism: Clonostachys rhizophaga
Lineage: Eukaryota; Fungi; Ascomycota; Sordariomycetes; Hypocreales; Bionectriaceae
Source: the annotation of a GenBank genome assembly